Triplophysa rosa is the source of this 2065-nucleotide messenger RNA. RefSeq names its product tRNA-yW synthesizing protein 3 homolog (S. cerevisiae) (gene tyw3). Gene Ontology annotation, cellular component: cytoplasm. Gene Ontology annotation, molecular function: tRNA methyltransferase activity. The transcript has 6 exons. The record is from RefSeq and is a predicted model, not a curated record. Bases 150 to 911 code for a protein of 253 amino acids. Gene Ontology annotation, biological process: tRNA methylation. Lineage: Eukaryota; Metazoa; Chordata; Actinopteri; Cypriniformes; Nemacheilidae.
AUCCACACAUUAUGAAACAUGCGGCACGGCGAAUUUAUCAGACACGCUUAUUUUAAAAAUCAGAUUAAAUUCAUAGGUUAAAUAUAAUAUGCGAUUAUUCGAAAGUAAUAUCGAUAGACACUAAACAUAAUAAAUCAACAGUCUUUAAAAUGGAAGGCGAUACGUUUCAGCAAUGGAAGAAUCAAUGUCUUAAUAAGAGUGAUUUCAGUAAGAAGGGGAGUGUUGAUGAAGACAUUUCUCAUAUCGUCUCUUUUAUUAACAGCCAUGAUAAAUACUUUACUACAAGCUCCUGUUCCGGAAGAAUUAUACUUUUUGAUGGGGUUUCAGAUUGCCCUGAUGUGCAAAAACAAAACUGUUCCUGGUUAUUUGUUACCCACCACAAGUGUCAAGGAGAAGAUGUGGUCACAGGUUUGGCGAAGUCUGUUGGAGAAGCCACAUUUAAAUUUGAGCCAUUUGUACUCCAUGUUCAGUGUAAACACCUUGCAGAUGCACAACUACUGCACAAGGUUGCAAUAAACUCUGGCUUCAGGAAUUCUGGAAUAACUGUGGGAAAGAAAGGAAAGAUAAUCAUGGCAGUGCGCAGCACACAUUGUCUUGAGGUUCCUCUCAGCCACAGGGGUAAAGUUCUUGUGAAUGAUGAGUACCUUGAUUUCCUUGUUGGAGUUGCUAACCAGAAGUUGGAAGAAAAUCUUAAGAGAAUAGAAAGAUUCGAUGAGUGCUUACUGGCUGCUCUGCAACCUCAAGAAGAGAAAUGUAGUUUACUGGAGGACAUGGACAAGAAACCAGUGUACAGGCGAAGGAGGAAACGGAUACAGGACAGUUCUGAGACAGACUGUGACAGCCAAAGUGUCAAUGAACAAAAUGAAAGCAAUCAGGAAGAAACUGACUGGAAUCUAAUGCUGUUAUCAUAGGCAAUCUUCCCUUUCAUCAUCUGAUCAUCAUUUUUGGGAUUUUUAGCUCCAGAUUUCCUCAACAAUGCACAUGUGGUUUCAAGAACUAGCCUAUUUAAAUAUUUGUAAAUAUUGGCAACAAAAUUUUCUUAAUAAUAACAAAACAAAACGGAAACAUACUAAAAAACCCACAUCCUCUCUGAAAACCUUCACACUUGCUUCUUGAACAGCUAGCAGCUAUCUCGCAUGCUCUUAGUGAAUCUGCUUCAGUUUAACAUUCCAUAACAUCAAAAGCUUUUUUGCCUGUGCAUUAAAUAGUCCAGUGUUGCUUUUCUCUGCAAAGAAGGAAUUAACCAUGUUUUUCAUGUCUGACAAUCCAUUUGUCAGGCAUCUUUGUGAAAAUUCGAUGUGGUUUGGAGCCCAUUACCUCUGGAUUAGUUGGCAUUACUGUCUGGGCCUAGUCCUGCAACGGCUCAUUUGGGUGACUUGCCUCAUUAACAGUCCCGUCUCUGCCAUGUGGAUCUGCUUCAUUCUGGUUAUGAUUACUCUUUUUCAUUAAAGACUUUUGUGCUUUAAAUAAAGAUAAGCUAUAAAGCAUACAUUAUGUGGUUUCAUGACAUAUUGAAUAAGAGUUUUUGUAAUGUUACAUACACCAGUAGAUGGGGUUAAUGCACCUUUAAAAACGUCACUAACUGUUUGCCACAACUGUUUCUGCAGUUCAAUAAUCAGUUAAAAUGAUAUAAUUGAAAAAGUAUCAAUUAAGUGUGUAUAAACUUUUGUAACAUCAGGAUAUAAACAGGACUGUCAAAUGAUUGUUUAGUAUUACUUUUAUUAAGUGACAUUCUUUACCAAGGCGUAUUAAAGGUUUAUCUUUUUUACAGUAAACUAUAGGCAUAAUUUAGUAAUCUUAUUUUACAUAAGAGUCAUGAAAAUGUAUGUUAUUUUCUAAACGUGAGUCAAUCAGUCGAGUUACCAGAAAAACGUGAAAUGACGCGAAACACUAAAGCGUGAUCUCAGCUGUCGGAUUGUUAGUGACCCACAUACACCAGUAGAUGGGGUUAAUACACCUUUAAAAACAUCACUAACUGUUUGCGACAACUGUUUCUGCAGUUCAAUAAUCUGUAUUUAUUGUUAUUGGCAAAUAAACCAGAGUAAUUACACGCUAAAUAGCCUAC